AGGAGCUUAUGAUAUUGAAGUGAAGCUAUGAGAAGGCUGCGUUCAUUUUCCUUAGUUUGAGGUUCCACGUGAAGUAAGCGGGCAACCAGCUGCAUAUUGAUUGUUUUAAUUAUAAGUCUAGAAGGGUAACUCGGUGAAUAUCAUCAGAAUAUUGCAGAAUGGAUUCAUCAGCAUAUACAGACCGGGAGCCGAGUGAUGAGUACUCUCAGCUCUCCAAGUCUAUAGCUGCAGACCUACAGAAGGCUGGACAGCUAAUUCGGCAACUACAAUCGGCUUCUAACAGUCCCAAUGAAUCAGCCGCUUCAAUCAUGCGUCGUUUCAAAGAAGUAGAAACUCUCGUCAAAGAUGUCGCUGAACGAAUGAAGCGACUUCGCAACACAGUACCCCCGAUUGGUCGUCAAGAGAGAGCGAAAAUGGAGCGACAAAGACUCCAAGACAAUCUUCUUGAGAUCCUCACCCAACUGAAGGAUACAGACAAGCAGAUCACAGGCGAAAUGAAGAAGCGAAACGAGGCCGAGAAGCAGAAGUUGGGAUCAAUGCAGAAUAGAAAUUCGGAUCUGCUGGAUGUGAACAGUAGUCCAGGAGUUGGAACUGGAGACCCCACUGCGUUUUUCGGAUCAUCAGAAACUCAGAGCGCUACAAUGGUUGAUCCUCUUCAUCAGGUGCAGCUGCAGCAGCAACAGGUGGAGUAUGAGCAGACGUUGGAGCAGAUCAGAGAGAGGGACAGUGCGAUGCAGGAGUUGGAACAGGGCGUGACACAGGUGAACGAGAUAUUCAAGGACAUGGCCCAACUCAUACACGACCAGGGAGAUGUAAUAGAUAACAUUGAGACACAAAUCGACAAGGCGGAGUCGAGUGCUCGCUCUGGCACGCAGCACUUGGGCACUGCAGUCAAACACCAGAAGAGAGGCACCCGAACCAAACUCAUCAUCUUUGGUGUCCUUGGGGCCAUCGCAUUCUUCAUAAUCCUCAUUGUGGUCUUGAAGCUAAAGGACUAAUUUUGGCUUCUUAAUUUUGAAAAUUAGCAAAUCUUUCCUAUUAUAGCCCCUCAGCUAAUUAUAACCCCCUCACCCUCACCCCAAUAAAAAAAGUGUUGUGGGUGGUUCUUAUUUUUGCUCGUUUCAAGGCUUGGUGUCUAUAAUGGGAAAGAGACGAAUAAACAUCUCUGCAGUGACCAUCCUUUCCUGAAGCAUUACUGAUACUAAAUUUUAUUUCGAUGUCGAAUCGGUCAUUUAAAAAGCCCUUGAAACCCAGGUUUUGGCUUUUGAUUGCUUUGUUCGAGUUUGGCAGUAUGAACAAACGGCGAAAAAUAGCUCGAGAUAUGGAUGAACUUUGAGUAUGCCUUCUCGUAGGAAUCUCAAAUUUACUCAUAUUUUCAGCGCUGGCCGUUUCAGUGCCGCUGACUAAAUAAAAGAAUUCUGCAUGCACCAUUUUUUCUUGCAAACAUAAUUAGAAGGAAAGUGAUGGUUCAAUGAGGAUGCUCUUGUUAAAGUUGGCUUGCACUAUUCCGUCUAUAUUGUCUACUGAAUAUAAUACAUGAGAUGACUGCCCUCGAAUGUUUGCUUGCAUAGUUGAUAAUGUUGAUACUAUUUAUCGCUCUCAUUUAAAGUAGCUCCUAAAUGUGUAGCUUUCUUAAUUCCAUAGAUUUUUGUUCCGCUUCAAUAUUUAAAUUUAUUAAUUUGUAAUAUAUGUUUCAUAGCUA
Symsagittifera roscoffensis is the source of this 1702-nucleotide messenger RNA. RefSeq names its product syntaxin-7-like. Gene Ontology annotation, biological process: vesicle-mediated transport; vesicle fusion; intracellular protein transport. The record is from RefSeq and is a predicted model, not a curated record. Gene Ontology annotation, cellular component: SNARE complex; membrane; endomembrane system. The transcript has 6 exons. Gene Ontology annotation, molecular function: SNARE binding; SNAP receptor activity. Bases 159 to 998 code for a protein of 279 amino acids. Lineage: Eukaryota; Metazoa; Xenacoelomorpha; Acoela; Convolutidae.